AACUUGGAAGUCGAGACACACACACACAUAGAUACAUAUCCAUACUUCUGUUGCUCACUGCAUCUCCUAGUUCAGCAAAUUGCCAAAUUGAGACAUGGGAAUUGAUCGUGUCAACACGGCAGCCACUGGCCGCGGACGCACCGUCUGUGUGACCGGCGCCGGCGGUUUCAUCGCGUCCUGGCUAGUGAAGCUCCUCCUGGAGAAGGGCUACGUGGUCCACGGCACCGUCCGAAACCCUGAUGAUAUGACAAGGAAUGCGCAUCUGAGAGCCUUGGAAGGGGCUACGGACCGGCUGACCCUUUUCCGGGUGGACCUGCUUGACAAGGAGAGCCUCGUCGCUGCAUUCCAAAGAUGCGAAGGCGUAUUCCACACCGCAUGCCCCGUCACCGAUGACCCGGAAAAAAUGAUCGAGCCGGCGGUGAACGGGACGAGAAACGUGAUCAAUGCGGCGGCGGAGGUGGGCAGCAUCCGGCGUGUCGUAAUGACGUCGUCGAUCGGCGCCGUGUACAUGGAUCCUCGCCGCACCCUUGAUGGGAAGGCCGACGAGACAUGUUGGAGCGACCUCGAGUUCUGCAAGAAUACAAAGAACUGGUACUGCUAUGCAAAGACGGUGGCGGAGCAGGCGGCAUGGGAGCUUGCCAAGGAGAGGAAGCUAGACCUUGUCGUGAUCAACCCGUCUCUAGUGUUGGGCCCUCUGCUACAGACAGCGGUGAAUGCCAGCACGUGGCAUAUUGCCAAGUAUCUAGAUGGCUCGGUGCAGACGUAUGCCAACGCGGCACAGGCGUACGUGCACGUCCAGGAUGUUGCAGACGCGCACACGCGUGCGUACGAGACGCCCGAUGCGCAUGGCCGGUACCUCUGUGCAGGGCGCAUGCUGCACCGCGGCGAGGUGUGUGGUAUCCUCGCCAAGUUCUUCCCGGAGUACCCCGUGCCCACGAGGUGCAAAGAAGGGGCGGGCGAGAUGAAGA
Messenger RNA from Triticum urartu, 968 nucleotides. Its product is annotated as cinnamoyl-CoA reductase 1. Gene Ontology annotation, molecular function: oxidoreductase activity, acting on the CH-OH group of donors, NAD or NADP as acceptor. The record is from RefSeq and is a predicted model, not a curated record. Lineage: Eukaryota; Viridiplantae; Streptophyta; Magnoliopsida; Poales; Poaceae.